GACGGGCGCCACUGAGUCAGAGCGAGAGAGAGAGAGCAAGCAAGCAAUCGACGGGCUCAGAACUACAAAACAACUCCACAAAAGAGGCUUCUUCUCACACCACACUCGGAACUUUUCGGCUUGUAUUGUUACCUGGAAUGAAAUGCUUUUACGUGGAUGACUUGAACGAUCAGGUCGAGAUCCAACCUGGUGACUCCAAACUGACCCGUGUGGCCCAACUUGAGCUGCCCGGCUCAAGGGAGCAGCUCGCAGUGAGUUCACCGCCAUGUCUUAACGCCUCACACUCCCCUCUGAAAAUCCUGUCCCCCCUUCCCUCUCUCUCCCCUCCCUCCCCCUCCUCCUCCCCUCCCCUCCCUGUAGAAGCUCCCCAGUCCUUUGGAAACCACAGUGCCGCCUCUGGAGCGAUGAGUCUGCAUCAUCAGCAACAGGGGUCUGAGAGGGAUCUCCCCUCGGCCGCUGCCUCCGUCAGCCUGCCCUCCGUACGGAAGACCCCUAAAAAGCAUCGCCUCUCACUGCGCUCGCUCUUUCGUCGCCGAUGCGGGGACCCCAAAUCCUGCAAAUCACGGGCGCUAGCCGCUGGAGUGGAUGCCAUCGCCAGUGUGGAGAGCGUGCAUUCGGAGAUGUGCCAGCAGCAGGAUCACGCCCCUGCACUUUCUGCACCCGGUGUGGCUUCCACCUCAUCUUCAUCCUCCUCAUCAUCAGCCUCCACCUCUGAGCUGCUGGAGUGCCCGCUGUGCCUGCUGCGCCACACUCGAGACCGGUUCCCGGACAUCAUGACAUGCCACCACCGGUCCUGCGCUGACUGCCUUCGACAGUACCUGCGCAUAGAGAUAUCCGAGAGCAGAGUCAACAUCAGCUGCCCGGAGUGCUCGGAGCGCUUCAACCCCCACGACAUUUGCAUGAUACUCAACGACCGUGUGCUCAUGGAGAAGUAUGAGGAGUUCAUGCUGCGCAGAUGGCUGGUGGCUGACCCCGACUGCCGCUGGUGCCCUGCCCCUGACUGCGGGUAUGCAGUCAUUGCCUUCGGUUGUGCCAGCUGUCCAAAGAUCACGUGUGGUCGUGAGGGCUGUGGUACUGAGUUCUGUUACCACUGUAAACAACUGUGGCACCCCAACCAGACCUGUGAUGCUGCCCGACAGCAGAGAGCCCAGAGCCUCAGACUGAGACCCUUCAGAUCAUCUUCACUCAGCUACAGCCAGGAGAGUGGAGCUGCAGCCGAUGACAUAAAGCCAUGUCCCCGCUGUGCGGCCUACAUCAUAAAGAUGAACGAUGGGAGCUGUAAUCACAUGACCUGCGCCGUUUGUGGCUGUGAGUUCUGCUGGCUGUGUAUGAAGGAGAUCUCAGACCUGCACUACUUAAGUCCUUCAGGGUGCACGUUCUGGGGUAAAAAGCCAUGGAGUAGGAAGAAGAAGAUCCUGUGGCAGUUGGGCACACUGGUGGGCGCUCCAGUUGGCAUUGCACUGAUUGCUGGCAUCGCCAUACCUGCAAUGAUCAUCGGGAUUCCUGUUUAUGUGGGGAGAAAGAUUCAUAAUCGUUAUGAGGGUAAGGACAUUUCCAAGCACAAGAGGAACCUGGUGAUAGCAGGUGGUGUGACACUGUCAGUGAUCGUGUCUCCAGUGGUUGCUGCUGUCACUGUCGGGAUUGGAGUACCCAUCAUGUUGGCAUAUGUCUACGGCGUGGUGCCAAUCUCCCUGUGUCGCAGCGGUGGUUGUGGUGUGUCUGCUGGUAAUGGCAAAGGCGUGCGCAUCGAGUUUGAUGAGGAGAAUGAAAUGAACGUGGGCACCGGAGCAGCUGUUACUGACAGCACUUCAGUAGCAGAGACCAGGCAUAACCCCAGCAUCAGCGAGGGCAGCGUUGGGGGUCUAACGGGCAGCCUGAGUGCCAGCGGGAGCCACAUGGAUCGUAUCGGAGCAAUGAGAGACAACCUGAGUGAGAACGCCAGCACUAUGGCUCUCGCCGGCGCCAGCAUCACCGGCAGCCUGUCAGGAAGUGCCAUGGUCAACUGCUUUAACAGGUUGGAGGUUCAAGCUGAUGUACAGAAAGAGCGCUGCAGUUUGAGUGGGGAGUCUGGCACUGUCAGUCUGGGGACAAUCAGCGACAACGCUAGCACCAAAGCAAUGGCUGGAUCCAUUCUCAAUGCCUACUUGCCUCUGGACAGAGAUGGGAACAGUAUGGAGGUGCAGGUGGAUGUGGAAUCUAAACGUGGGAAGCUCAGACACCACAGCGGUAGCAGCAGUAUGGACGAUGGCAGCAGUGGUGGCCACGGUGCCAGCGUUUGCCCCUCCGGCUGUCCCCACGAGGGCAAGUGUGGCUCUUCCCGCUGGGCUAAGGAGCCUUCCUCCACCUCUUCCUCCUCUUCUAGCAAGAAGAGUAAAGGCAAAUUGCGCAAGAAGAGCGGAGGCACCAAGAUCAACGAGACUCGUGAAGAUAUGGAUGCCCAGCUGCUGGAGCAGCGCAGCACCAACUCCAGCGAGUUAGACUCGCCCUCUCUGAGUGGCAGCCUACCCUCUGUAGCUGACUCGCACUCCAGCCACUUCUCUGAGUUCAGCUGCUCCGACCUGGAAGCCUGCAGACCCCCCUGCUAUGAGACUCACGGUCGACAUCCUAACACGGGCGGAGCAGUCAGCCCUCUCCCUGAAGUCGAGCACGACCGGUUGGAAAACUGUCCUGCCUCUACGAGUCUCCCCCAGGCUUUGGUAGCCCCUCUCACCCCUGACGGAGCAGCCGAGCGCCCCCUUUGCUACAUUGCGGAGGAGAACAUGAGUUUAAUCUGUUCAGCUGAUCUGGAUGCUGGUGCGAGCUUGAGCUCGCCUAAAGAACGCAAUAACAACCUCCCUCAGCCGACUAGCCCUGUGCGUAACGCCUGUAUUCAAACAGAGAUAUAACAAGAAAGGUUUGAGUUAACCCAAAUCCUAGCUUUUAAAGCUAACCUCAACAUCCACUUUAUAACCAAGGAUUGCACACAAAAUUUUAAAUACAAGCUUGUAUGAGUUUCAUGGAGGUUGUAUUUCAAGGUCGGAUUAAUCGAAUGUUGAAGAAUGAAUGCCACCGGUCAAGGGCAGGAUAUUCCUUAAUGGUUAAAAAGGCUCACUUCUUAAUAACAGGAUGUAUAAGGGUCUGUUAGCUUGGGUAUACAGUUGGACUAAAGCUCUGACAAGAUUCGGAAAGGCAACAGAUGAAUGUAAGGCGGCAAGUGAUGCACAGAAACUGAAGAUGACAUGAUAAUGAUGUAGCUGUCAAUCACAUAUGCCUCUUUCAGUGUUCAGGGUCACUCUGAUCAACAACCUCAUUAGUGAGGAAUGAGUGUGUGGUGAAUCUCACGAAGAGUCAUAUUUCAUGACGAAGGUCAUAUUUCACCCUAAAUAUUUUGCAAAAAGAAAAUUAAACCCCUUUUUUAGGAUCAUUAGGAUUUUUUUGCAUUGUAACAUUGUUUUCAUGACAAGUCCUCCGAUACCUAUAAGUGACUUCCCAGAGAUUACAGUAAAAUUAUGGGAUUACUUUGGUAAAAAUGAUCCUUCCCCCAAAUACUGUAAUGCAUCUGGAAGUUUAACUAUUGAGUUUGUGUAUUUCCCAUUAUUUUCAAUGGUGUUUUUUUUUUUUUUACCAUUUUACAGGAAAAAUGACUUUUUAUUAAAAUACUUAAAAAGGUAAUACAACAAAUAGUAACGUUACAUAUAAAUACUGUUUAAAUUUGAUAUAUUUAUAUAUUAUUUUUUGCAUUACAGUAAUGAGAAUAACAUUUUUGCAUCAUGGUAAUGAAAAUUUGGAGGGAAAUGUGCUUUGGCAUAAGUUACAAUGCAAAAAAAAAUCUCCAAAAAUAGGCUUUUUCCUCCCUUUUUUUCGUUGUUUAACGAAUGUUUUUUUUUUUUUUUUGCUUUGUAACAUUAUUUUUGACAUUUAAUGCCACCCAAAAAUCUGUAAUUACAGUAGAAUUACUUGAUUACUGGGGGGUAAAUAGUAAUUCCCCCAAAUUCUCAUUACCGCAAUACAUCUGGACAUUUAUCUAUUGGGUUUCUUUUGUAUUUCCGAUUAUUCCCAAUGGUGAUUUUCAUUGGAUUCUCAGGACUGUUAUACAGUUGUUGUUGUUUAGUUUUUUUUUUUACUGUAGUACAGGGAAAAAGUGCUGUUAUGUUUUCUUUAAAUCAGCAUGAAUUGAAGGUACUUCAGGAAAUACAAAAAAAAUCAAAAAUCAAAUUCUGAUAAGAAUUUGGAGGGAAAUGUGUUUUAGCAUGAAAAUAUAUCUUAAAAUAAUGUCACAAUGCAAAAACAAAUCUCCUAAAAAUAGGCGUUUUUUAUUUUUUUUUCUUAACUAAAGUUCUUGUUUUUCUUUCGAUUUUGGGGUGAAAUGUGACCUGGGCAAGUUUUAGACAGGUUUUGUGAGAUUUACCCGUAUACUCAGGCACCUUCACAAGACAUAUUUACACACAUACUCUCAGUUACCCAACAUAUAGCUUUAGUUGGAGGAAUCUGCAUCUACUCAAAUGCAAGGGUGAUUUUGGUACAGAUCCGACGCCCUCAUUGAGUUGUUCAUAAUGACAAGACCACGAGGGACCAGGCAAUAGGUUUCCCUUUUUACCACAGUGAAUCUUCUUGUAAAUGAAUACGUUUCUAAUUUCUUGGGCUUCUUUUCAAAGGUAUGAUUUCUCUCAUCUAGCGUCACCGCUUAUUUUGUUAUGUUGAAGCCCUUUGUUAGGGUGCUGGUUCCAGCUGAAGAGCCUGUGUAGUGCUGGAUGAAGCUGUUUGGGCGCCCCCUGCUGGUAGGAAUGGGACUUGCCACCAAACCCAUAAUAUUUUAAUGGGAUGUGUCAUGGAGAAGGAAUGUUUUCCAAAAAAAAAAGUCCUUGCAAAGCCAGUUCCACUGAAAUGGGUGUGAACUGUCUGAGAUUGGUUUAUAUAUAUGAAUCAGAAGGCUUUGCGUUCUCUUUAAACAAUGUAACCAUCAAUCUACUUAAAUUUCAAAGGCUAUGAUGGUAAUCACAUUCAGGUCAUUUGAACCGCCUUACGAUUAAGUGAUUUUCAUUUUUCUGUCUGUAUUUGACUCAUGGUGCCUUUUGGAUCAUAAAAAAACAAGUUUGUUUCUCCAGUUUGUGUCUUAUAGAAUUCAAAUGUAUUUGGAUGAGGCUGAAUUGAAUGUUUAUGAGGUGGCGUGGCAUUUUCCUCUCGUCCCUGUGCUACACACUCAACGGUUAGGGACUACACAACCAACCGCCUACCAAAGACGGCACUCAGGCUCACCUUUGACCCCUGCAUACAUCUGCGGCACUCGCAGUUUACAGACUCUGCCGCCUCGGAGUGCCGAGUGUCUGACCCUUGUGUUUGCAUUGUUCUAGUCCCCUGCCUGACGUGUAUCUCGUUCAAGAGUUCAUUUCUGUUCGUCUUUCUCGCUGCCGUUCUGGUGCUGCUCCGUCAUCUCUCAAAACUGAUCCAAUGCAACAAGCUGCUUUUGUUUUUGUUAUUGUUCCUUUCAUUUCUUUAGUUUAUUUUUCUUAUGUUUUGAGCCUUUUUGCCCUUAUCUGUAUGAAAAUUAGAUCAGAGGCUAGGGCCAAUGAUUUCUAACUUGUUCAGAACAGCUUAUGAUGUUUGUAUAUUUGCUUUAUAAUAUGCGUGUAAAUGCAUAUCUAAAUGAAAAUAAAAACAUUGAAUCCACA
This is a messenger RNA of Myxocyprinus asiaticus (Chinese sucker), 5648 nucleotides long. Its product is annotated as E3 ubiquitin-protein ligase RNF19A-like. Gene Ontology annotation, cellular component: ubiquitin ligase complex; cytoplasm. Gene Ontology annotation, molecular function: ubiquitin protein ligase activity; ubiquitin conjugating enzyme binding; zinc ion binding. Lineage: Eukaryota; Metazoa; Chordata; Actinopteri; Cypriniformes; Catostomidae. The transcript has 10 exons. The record is from RefSeq and is a predicted model, not a curated record. Bases 138 to 2885 code for a protein of 915 amino acids. Gene Ontology annotation, biological process: ubiquitin-dependent protein catabolic process; protein polyubiquitination; positive regulation of proteasomal ubiquitin-dependent protein catabolic process.